UUUUGAUUUGGUCGAGCAGAAACCAACGCGAAUUCUUCGUGUCCGCCAUGAUGGAUUCGGCGGUACAGUUUUGUUUAUUUAUUGACGAUGUUGCGGCGCAUAGUGGUUGAUAGAAUCGCGAUUCCUCACCACUUUUGAAUUGUCAUGUGUUCGUGAGUAAGAAAACUGUUCAUAUUUCUGAUCAGCCUGCUAACAAACGGGAUCAACGGGGCUGAAUUCCGUCAUAACGACGGCUGAUCAAUGAUCCGUUGUCUGUGGCAGGAGUUUUGUCAGCUUCCCGCAACAUUUCACCAGGAACUACCACACUACGCAAUGACCCAAUUUCUGCGGUCAAAUCCUCAUGAUUGUCACAGUGUUAUGAGAAUUACGGAGUAUUCCACUCUGUUUGUUCAAUUGAAGAGGAGACAUUGAGUUGAUGACAACAAAACAAGGAAAUUGAACUCUAAUCAGAAACUUUAAAAAGUCUAGUAACUUUCAACCUUGGCAAAGUUAGUGAGCAGCAAGUGUAGCCAGCUGAGUUGAUUGAAGUUGAGCAGAACUGUUCCGGGGACAUUCGUGUCACCAUGUCCAGCAAUUCCACAAAAAAGAAUGACAAGAUCAUUCUACGAUUGAUUCAUCCUAUGAAUGGUAACAGCAAGGAGUUCACAUUCACUCCAAGUGAUUCAGCUGCCGAUGUAGCACAAUAUGUGUUUGAGAACUGGCCGCAAGAAUGGGAAAGUGACCGUGUGUCAUCUGCAUCUAUUCUUCGUCUCAUAUAUCAAGGCAGAUUUAUUCACGGAAAUGUCACCUUAGGAGCUUUGCAACUUCCAACCGGCAAGAUUACUGUCAUGCAUCUGAUGGCAAGAGAAACUUUACCGGAGCCUAAUUCACAAGGUCAAAGGAAUCGAGGCAAAACAGAGGAGAGCAACUGUUGUGUACUUGUGUGAUGUCACUGCGCCCUGUCCUCCGUCUGUCUUCAUUGUCAUCUUGGUUGCCGUCACCUCCAUCCUUAUCAGAGAUUCCUAGGGCCACAUGACCUCAUUUAAUUGACAAAACUAGCACUGAUGGUGUCAACAGUCUUAUUCUCUUGACAUUUGACCGGGACUUUCUGUGUGAGCAUCUUCAAGAUGCCUGCUGUCUGUCAUGUACUGAGUGCCUGAAGGAGGUCAUCCUUACUCAAGAAUUGUCAUAAUGGCCUCAUCACUGCUUCUUUAGUCAUUCCAUCAUCACUUGAAGGUUGUGCAGGAAAUUUGUUCCGAACCUUUCUGUGUUGUUGAAGUUUAGAAAUUUAAUCAAGAGUAUGUUGGGACCAGAAAAAAAGGAGAUUCGUAAUUCACAAUUUUGGCCAGUGUUACAUGAUUUCAUAAAGAACUGGUACAUUUGUGUUAUUUACAUGGAUUAUUUCAUGAAUCAUAGGAUUUAUCCUGGGAAUGUCUAGUCAGUAUUAGAAUAUGAUUUACAUGAAAUAGCAAACGUACCACUUUAAAAUGUUCUGGCCAGUUUUGCUGUUUUUGGUUUAAUACAUCAGUUAUGAAGAAAUCAUUCUGAUACCAAAUACACCUUUCCUCAAUGUAUGUAAUGAAGUCCACGUUUAGUGUCAGAGUUUCAAUGCAACAAUGAGUGAUACAAUGGGUGAUUGCAUGUAGGGAUUGCCCAAAUAGCUAGUCUCUCCUCAAGCAGCACCCUGGCUAUUUUAAAUGUAUAUGAGUGGGGCAUAGUAUAGUCUUUACCUCAGAAAGGUUUGCAGUAUGAAAUGUAUAUAAUGCAAAAAAAAUAAAUAAUGAAAGCAUGGAUAAUUCUUUACCAGUUGACUUACCAAAACAAGUGCCAUAUUUCUUCAGAAAAUGAGCUUGAAAAUGGAACAAAAUUCAUGAUACAGUUCAUUAAUUACAUCCAUAUUAUUGAGAGACACCUGUCUCUGUCCUUUGUGCUUUUCACUUUUCAGUAUAUUUCCACAUUCUGAAGAAACAUGGCAGUUGUAUGAAUGGUCCAAUCUACAUGUGCACCCAGUUCAUGUCAACCGGUAUCGCCUAUCAAUCAUCCCUACAAAGCUUGUUUCCGAUACCUCUCUGUCAUCUGAAUUUAUCCUUGUCGAUUUGAUUAUCCUUCUUUUCCUACAUGUACAUGUAGGACGCGUACUCCUGUAUGGAUGUGUUGCAAGAGUCAUGCAUUAUUAGGGAGCUGUUUUCACUGAUGUUACUACCAAAGGAAGAUUUCAAACUAUUAGGAACUGACAAUGAUGAUUCAGACAAUAGAUUGUGUUUGCUUUUAUGUUGUCUUUUGAUGGUUUUAAGUCCUUUUUGCUAGAUAUGGUAAUGUAAAUGGUUUUAGUCAGUCAUUUUUCUCAUUCAUUGCCAGAUAUAAAACAUGGGCUGUGUGUACCAAAGUGUAGGAUAGUUUCUUCACAACACGUAGGACAUGCACAUGAGAUGUACAAGUGUUCAACCUUACAUUCCCAAAAGUGGCAUUUCUUUCCAUGAACAUAAUGUAUUUGUGAAAGUGGCACUAAAAGCUGAUGACAUUUCACCUGAAAAUAUCUGUCUGCAAAUCAAAUGUUACCUAAGUGAAUCAAUGUCCUUAUUAAUUAUGUGCAAGACUGGGACCUCAGAGGCAAAGAUGCAAAUGUACCCAGACUUAGGUGCAACAGAUUUGUGCACAUUCCGUUGAAAAUAUCUUGUACACACUCGGUACCAGGCACAUGUGUUUACCUGUACACUCACCUAAUGCGCCUAUUCUUGGCUCAAAUGAAGCAGGCCAAACAUUGUCAUUUACCUUUUGUCUGUCACAUCUACACAGCAAAUAAGUCAUUUAUAAGAAAUGCAACUAGAAUAUCGUUAAAUAUCAGGGACACUGUGUACGUAUGUCGUGUAUAAUGGACAUAGAUGGUAUUUCAAUGUCUAAACAAGGUUUCCUAUACUAUAAGCCUGUGUAACAUUGGGUGAAUAUUGUCACACAUUUAUAAUUGAGGCUGGUGUAAGUAUCAUUGGAUAGUACACAGAUAAAAUAAUGAUAGGAGUGUGAGUGAUAUGGAAUCAAGUGUAAAGACCACAAACUGGUGUUUAUGACUAAAAAUAUUAUUGAAUUUGUGUCCUUUAUUGUUUAAUAUUUCAUAGACAUACCUUGUGAAUUUUCCCUUUUGGAAAUUAAGUUAUCAUGUCCAUCGUUCUACAUGAUCAAGUCUAGGUAUAUAGGCAUUUGAUCUAAGAUUGAUGAUGCUAUAGAAGUAUUACGUUCAUCCCCAUUAUGUUGUCAGUGUUUGGUCAGAAAUUCUGAAAGUGUGAUAUCCUCAACACCGUGUAACAUGAAACCAGCUGGACCUUUUUUUCUACUGUCAUGAUUUCCAUUCUACAGUUCAUUUCCUGUAAUACAGUGUGGGAAAAAAAGGCAUAUCAUUGCUGGCUGCCUACCAAACAUUGACUUCAGUUUCUUUAUUGAUCUUUUUUUUCUUUCAAAUAGUGAUGAGUGUGUUUUAUAAUUAGAUCAACUCUGAAUCGCAUUGUUCAGUCAACUGUUGAUAGACAGAAAGCAGAUCAUUGUUUUCCCCUAAAGUAAAUAACAAUUCAGCCACUUUCUGUGAAUUGUAUGUUUUUGAGGUUAUUAUUGUUUUUUUGGGUGGCACAAAUUGAUGGAUGAAGUUAGUAUCAUUUGUUUGAUGUUGUACACUACUUGAUGCACCUGCUAUUGUUAAAACCUCUCAUUCUCACUUUACUGUUUUGUUUAUGUUCUCAACUAUUUUGGGCUUGCUUAACUCUAGUUAAUAUUCUUUUGUGGAUUAAGCAGAUGUGAGUUUGAGAAACACAUUUUCACAAAUCGAGACUUAUUUUGAGAAAAUAAUUGAUAAUAAUCCUAAACCAUUACCUUAUUUUCCCCAUAUCUUGUUGAACAUGUCAGUUCCUCUCGGCACAAAAAAAUGGGGAUAGGUACAAAUACUUUGGGAAACAAGACUGUCCGUAAUGAUGAGCGUAUGAUUUUUGCAGUCAUUUUGUUAUACAUUCUCAUUCUUAGUUGAUCAGUAAGAGUAUAGUCCUAUUUGUUCACUGGAAUUGAAGAAAUGUGUUAGAAUAAUUGUAUGCCAUUCUUCAAGUAUUGCGAUAGUGUCUUAAAUGAUUGUUUGGCCCCUUUUUAUUUGUUUACUUGUCUGUUUUUCAUUUUGCUUUUGGUUAUUUGAAUUAUGUUCUUUUGGAGUAACAUUUUAUUGUUCUUUUAUUUCCUGUCAUUGAGCAUUUAUGAUGGAAUAUUUUCAGUAGGUAUGUACUGCCCACUGUUAAGGAGCUAGUCGGGUAUUUCAAACAAGGAAGGUCAUUUGACAAAACGAGCAGAUGGGGCUGAAGUCACAGGGACUUCCAAAUGACCUUAGAAGUCACAGGGACUUCCAAAUGACCUUAGAAGUCACAGGGACUUCCAAAUGACCUUAGAAGUCACAGGGACUUCCAAAUGACCUUAGAAGUCACAGGGACUUCCAAAUGACCUUAGAAGUCACAGGGACUUCCAAAUGACCUCAGAUGCGUUUCAUGUUGGGCCUGUGCCCAUUCCUCAUGUAUCUGACGUGAUAUUCAUUCCCCAAACCCACAGUUAGGUUGACAGUGUGAAUUAGUUCCAGAACACUUCACAGUUGCUUUGUUUCUAUUGCAGUGUCUUCUACAUGAUGAAAAUGGACUGUCUCUGUUUUUCAAUCUCAUUUCAAUCCACCAAGUCUCUUGCAGAGGCAAAUUGAAGUUGGUUGUAACAUGGAGAGAGAUUAGUUAAUCCAGUUUUCACCAUAGGUGUGGAGUGUUGCAGAUUUACCAAUGAAUGUGUAUCUACCAUUCAUUGAUUAUUACAUUGGUCCAAAGUAUUAUUCGUUUGGGUUUGAUUUUUGCUAUUUGGUUAGGUAUUUAAUGAAUGAAGUGUGUGAAAGGAAUGAUCCAUCACUAGGAAUUGGUGAAAGAAAAUGGAAGAAAAGGAAAUCCAAAUAAGUUGUAGAAUUUGUGUGAAAAGUUAACUUACAGUUUUGAAUACUGAUGUUGGCUACAUGAUUAAAAACAAAACAGCAUAGCUAAAAGAAAAAUAUCUUAGAAGUAAAGUAAUUAUUACAAUACUUAAAUUUAAUGCUGUAUGCAGGCUGUUACUAAGUCUAGGCAACCUGCUUUUGUCCAGAAUGGACUUUGAAGUGAUUACAUUUAUUAACUACACACAUAUAUUGAUUAUUUCAUCAAAAUCUGGGCCAUAAGGACAGAUUGUGCAUGCUCAGAUGACCACAAUACACAAGUUGGAUUCUUUGACACGUGAAAUUUCAAUGGGAAUGGGAUUAAAUGGUAGCUUGAUUAGUUCUUUUGUAAGCUGUGGAUAUGAUUUAAAUUCAGAUUUUUUAAAUGUAAUAAAAAGGUUUGUCUGCAAUGUCAGUGUGUAAAAUAAGGUUAUGUUGGAAGACAUUGGUUCAUAGGAAUGCUAAUUAUUUUCAAUUAUUUUUAUCCAGAAAUGAUGAAAACAAGAAAUAAACAUGUAGAUCUAUGUCUUUGCUAGUGUAACAUUAGUCAUGUAAAUAUUUGUCCAUUAAUUUGUUUGGAAUUAAACUUGUAAAAGUUAAAUGGAUCAGCACCUAAUAA
Messenger RNA from Acanthaster planci (crown-of-thorns starfish), 5564 nucleotides. RefSeq names its product ubiquitin like 3 (gene ubl3). NCBI's taxonomy places the organism in Eukaryota, Metazoa, Echinodermata, Asteroidea, Valvatida, Acanthasteridae. The record is from RefSeq and is a predicted model, not a curated record.